GAAUAGAAAAUUUUUUUAAAAAGUGCAGAAACUAUUUUUUUUCUAUUUUUAUAAUAUAGAAUAAUUUAUAAUUAUUUAUUCUUCUAUUUUGUUAUUAAAAAAAAAUGUUCUAAACUAAACAAAACUUAGUUUUGAAAUAAAUACGAAUUUAGUUAUGAAUCUAUGAAAUGAAUUUAAUUGAAACGAAUUUAAUUGUACAGGACGAACCUGCGGAGGAAGAAUUAAUGAGACUUCUUCAGUUUGCGCCAAUCAGGAAAAUAAGAGAUCUCAUUAUGAACUAUCCAUCGUUGGAUUUACAUUAUCCAAACAAAGAUCUGAGAACACCGUUGACAAUAGCCAUUGAUCGUGGAGAUUCACAAAUUUUAGCAUUGAUAAUAGACAAAAUUCCCACCGACUUGGAUUCUACAAUGACACAAUCUUGUGGAAAAUCAGCACUAAUGCACGCUUCGUAUUUUUCGGGAAAUUUGGAAAUUCUACAGAUUUUACUGAAGAAAGGAGUCGAUUUAUAUAAAAGAGAUAUAAGAGGAUGGAAUUGUCUCUAUUACGCAAUUGUUGGAAGAAAAAUCGAAAACGUCGAGUUUCUCCUAAAAUCCGGAUUGAAUGUAAAUUCCGAGGAUGAAUUAGGAAGAACACCUCUUAUGAUUUCAGUUUUUCUAUCAACAUUCGAUAUUUUCUCUCUACUUUUGGAUCACGACGCUGAUGUACAUAAACAAGAUAAAUUUGGAUUUACCGCCAUUGAAUUGGCAAUUUUAAGAAGAAAUAGAGAUUGUGUAAUUUCUCUGAUGAAAAAAGGAAGUGAUUUACGUAAAGUUACACCCUUCUCGAGAAAUACUAUUUUACAAUUAGCACAGGAACGUAUGUCUGACAUUCUUCCUGCAGUGAGAUCGAAUAAAAGAAGUUUAAAAACUCUUUCUCUGAAAGAAAAUAUGAAGUACAACUUUUAAAGAAUUGUUUAA
This is a messenger RNA of Leptopilina heterotoma, 956 nucleotides long. RefSeq names its product putative ankyrin repeat protein RF_0580. The record is from RefSeq and is a predicted model, not a curated record. The transcript has 4 exons. Bases 168 to 944 code for a protein of 258 amino acids. Gene Ontology annotation, molecular function: protein binding. NCBI's taxonomy places the organism in Eukaryota, Metazoa, Arthropoda, Insecta, Hymenoptera, Figitidae.